Molecule: messenger RNA, 1496 nt
Organism: Astyanax mexicanus (Mexican tetra)
Lineage: Eukaryota; Metazoa; Chordata; Actinopteri; Characiformes; Acestrorhamphidae
Gene: lmx1a
Product: LIM homeobox transcription factor 1, alpha
Exons: 9
Coding region: 154-1251 (365 amino acids)
Biological process (GO): neuron differentiation; regulation of transcription by RNA polymerase II
Cellular component (GO): nucleus
Molecular function (GO): RNA polymerase II transcription regulatory region sequence-specific DNA binding; DNA-binding transcription factor activity, RNA polymerase II-specific
Source: RefSeq, a predicted model, not a curated record
GUGUGUGUGAGCGCGGGUCGCUUCUGCUGGGUGAGUUUCUCCUCCGUUUCUCCUCCAGUAUUACAGUGAGUUCAGAGUGUAGCCUGAGUUUAAUCUGUGUUAAAGUUGUGAGGGUGUGGGUGAGGACAGUCCUCGUCAGAGUUUCCGAUCAUCAUGGGGGAAGGAAAUCUGUCAGCUUUACCUGUUUGUGUGGACCCCUCUCCUCAGGCCGCGUGUGUGUGCGCGGGCUGCUCGCGCCCCAUCCGGGAGCGGUUCCUGCUGCGCGUGCACUGCGGCGUGUGGCACGAGCGGUGCGCGCGCUGCUGUGAGUGUGGAGAGCUGCUGAAGAAGAGCUGCUACAGCAGAGACAACAAACUCUACUGCAGGACAGACUACCAGAGGUUGUUCUUGGUGCGCUGCAGGGCCUGCACUGAGGUCAUCUCUCCGGCUGAGCUUGUGAUGCACGCUGGGUCUGCAGUGUUCCACCUGCGCUGCUUCUGCUGCUCUGUGUGUUCCUGCAGACUGCAGAAGGGAGACCGCUGUGUGCUGGUGGGAGACAGACUGCUCUGCACCCGAGACUACCAGCACUCCCUGAGCAGCCCCACCACCUCUGACUCAGGUAGAAGUGAGGAUGAGGAUGAUGAAGAUGAAGAGGGGAGCCUGAAAAUGACAGGAGACGGAAACACAGCUGGAGAUGGGGAGAAAAGGCCCAAACGGCCGCGUACUAUCCUCACCACACAACAGAGACGAGCUUUUAAAGCCUCAUUUGAGGUCUCAUCCAAGCCGUGCAGAAAAGUAAGGGAGACAUUGGCAGCAGAGACGGGUUUGAGUGUACGAGUUGUUCAGGUCUGGUUCCAGAACCAAAGAGCCAAGAUGAAGAAGCUGGCCAGACGACAGCAGCAGCAACAGCAGCAGGUCCAGUCUCCACAAGAACAGAGAGACCCCCAAACACUACCCACUGCACCCUCUUGUGGACUGCCACCAGAACUGAAGAGCAUGGACCUGUAUGUAUCUGUUCCUCAGCAGCAGAAGCAGCAGCAGACUGUGACUGUGGAUGCCCACAGCUUUAAACUAGACCCUUUCCGUCAGGGUUUAACCCCUCCUCAGAUGCCGGGAGACCACAUGAACCCAUACGGCUGCGAGGCCUUGUACAGUGACGUGAACAGUGAUCCACUCUGUCACCUUGGAGAGUGCCUACCGCUAGCAGAGACGUCCCUCCUGACGCCAAUUGACCGGCUGUAUUCAAUGCAUGACUCGUACUUUGCGUCCUGAGUGUAAGGUGAUGUGUGUGUGUGUGUGUGUGAGUUCUACCUUGCACGAAUUUAAUAGUUAAUACUGAUAAGAAUGUGUUUGUUUUUGAUUGAGAACUGUUCUGUGUAAAUUGUAUUUAUUGAAGUGUUCUGUCUGUGUACUGUUCAGAUCAUUUUACCCAGUAUACUAUUAAAUAAAUGAUUGACCAUGUACAAGAUAAAUACUCUGCAUGAACAGUUUAACUUCAGUAAAUUAAGUGGGUUAAA